AUGGAAGGGACCUCCCACCGCCGCCUCAUCCCCUUCUGCGUCUCCAUCCUCAUGGAGCCCAUCCUGAAGUUCAUCCCGCUGGCUGUGCUCUUUGGCAUCUUCCUCUACAUGGGGGUCACCUCCCUCUUUGGCAUCCAGCUCUUCGACCGCAUCCUGCUCUUGCUGAUGCCCCCCAAGUACCACCCUGACGAGCCCUACGUCACUCGGGUGAGGACCCGCCGGAUGCACCUCUUCACCUUCACGCAGAUUGUGGUGCUGGUGCUGCUCUGGGUGGUCAAGUCCAACCCGGCCUCGCUGGCGCUGCCCUUCGUCCUCAUCCUCACCGUGCCCCUGCGGCGCUUCCUGCUGCCCAAGAUCUUCAGCAACGUCGAGCUCAAAUGU
This is a messenger RNA of Chaetura pelagica (chimney swift), 381 nucleotides long. RefSeq names its product band 3 anion transport protein-like. Gene Ontology annotation, cellular component: plasma membrane; basolateral plasma membrane. Gene Ontology annotation, molecular function: bicarbonate transmembrane transporter activity; solute:inorganic anion antiporter activity. The record is from RefSeq and is a predicted model, not a curated record. Gene Ontology annotation, biological process: transmembrane transport; monoatomic anion transport; bicarbonate transport. The transcript is spliced from 3 exons. Lineage: Eukaryota; Metazoa; Chordata; Aves; Apodiformes; Apodidae. The annotation marks the transcript as partial.